CACCGCUCGCUCUCGCCGCAGAGCCCCCGGAGGCUCCCGAAGCGCAAGAGCCGCUUCAAGCGCUCGGACGGCAGCACCUCCUCCGACACCACCUCCAACAGCUUCGUCCGGCAGGUGAGGGGGCCCCCGGCACUUUUGGGGGGUCCCAGCGCUCCUUUGUCCCCCGGGGAUUGCCCGCUGGGUUUUGGGGGCGUUUUAAAGUGUUUUUCCCCUGCCUGCUCGGAGCAGAAGUACAACAACGACUGGUGGAUCGGGCGGCUGGUGAAGGAGGGCUGCGAGGUGGGAUUCAUCCCCAGCCCCGUCAAGCUGGAGAACAUGCGGCUGCUGCAGGAGCAGAAGAUGAGGCAGAACCGCUUGAGCUCGAGCAAAUCGGGUGACAACUCCAGCUCCAGCCUGGGCGAUGUGGUGACAGGGACGCGCCGGCCCACGCCCCCGGCCAGCGGUGGCCUGGAGGUGCCUAGCUUUGCCUUUGACCCCGAUGAGUUAGAGGAGGAGGAGGAGGCCGUGGAGACCCAGCGCUCCCCUAAGAGUAGCGUGAGCAGUGUCACCACCCCCCCCGCCCACAGCAAGCGCAUCCCCUUCUUUAGGAAGGUAACCCCAUGUCUUGGGUACGUAACCGGGGUUAGAGCCGUGUCCCCCGCCCAAAGCUGGCCCUGCCCUGGUGUUGUGACACCAUCUGAGGGUUGGGGACACCGCGGUGGCACCGCCACCCUCGGUGUGUGCGUGCUUGGGGGUGGGGUGACACCGAGGUGGCCAAGCCCCAGGACAAGCUGCUGCUGUUCCCAGCCCCUCCUCACAUCCGUGUCCCCAGGGGCUGUCCCCUCACCCUGUCCCCGUGUCCCUUCCCUCCCAGCCGAGGUGCAGAGCGAGACCGAGCGCAUUUUCGAGCUGGCCCGGACGCUGCAGUUGGUGGCCCUGGACGCCGACACCAUCAACCACCCGGCGCAGCUGGCCAAGACCUCGCUGGCGCCCAUCAUCGUCUACAUCAAAAUCACCUCCCCCAAGGUGCUGCAGCGGCUGGUGAAGUCCCGGGGGAAAUCCCAGGCCAAGCACCUCAACGUGCAGAUGGUGGCCUCGGACAAGCUGGCACAGUGCCCGCCUGUGAGUGUGCCCCGGCCACCGUGGUGCCACCCACCCUGUCCCGCUGUCCCUGCCCCGUCCCACGGUCCCUGUCCCACUGUCCCUGCCCCGUCCCACGGUCCCUGA
Ficedula albicollis (Collared flycatcher) is the source of this 1206-nucleotide messenger RNA. RefSeq names its product calcium voltage-gated channel auxiliary subunit beta 1 (gene CACNB1). The record is from RefSeq and is a predicted model, not a curated record. Gene Ontology annotation, biological process: neuromuscular junction development; chemical synaptic transmission; regulation of voltage-gated calcium channel activity. Gene Ontology annotation, molecular function: protein binding; high voltage-gated calcium channel activity. NCBI's taxonomy places the organism in Eukaryota, Metazoa, Chordata, Aves, Passeriformes, Muscicapidae. Gene Ontology annotation, cellular component: voltage-gated calcium channel complex. The annotation marks the transcript as partial. The transcript is spliced from 6 exons.